Messenger RNA from Penaeus indicus, 603 nucleotides. RefSeq lists its product as uncharacterized. The record is from RefSeq and is a predicted model, not a curated record. The coding region runs from base 1 to 603 and encodes 200 amino acids. NCBI's taxonomy places the organism in Eukaryota, Metazoa, Arthropoda, Malacostraca, Decapoda, Penaeidae. The transcript has 6 exons.
AUGGACAUGCUGAAGCAGCUGUCACCGGAGGUACUCUACAACCAUCCAUCCAGAGUGAAAGCAGAAGAAUGUGAAUGGUGUGCAGUGGUUCAUCAAGAAGCCGCCAAGGCACAAUAUAACUCACACACAAAAGCUUCCACCCCUGAAGUUGGAUUCACAUGUCCGAGUGAAGACCCUGUUAUGAAAUAUCUCCACAAUAACCAGCUUGUAACCUCAAGCUCGGAGAACAGGAAAUUGAUCCGCGCUACAUGGACCCUCAUGUUGGAAGAAACAGCGGGAUGUGGUUUUACUCGGAAGCUUAAGCAGGUCCAGGAGUUCAAAUACCUUGGAGUGACCCUAGAUGCCGGGGAGGGUCGCAAGUGGCUAUAUGAGCUAGAGUGGCAGCAACAUGGAACAAGUGGAGAGCUGUUAGGUGCUAUCAGUGACAGGAUGAUGCCUAGGACUCUCAAGGUGAAGCUAUACAGCACUAUAAUACGACCUCUGCUUCUAUAUGGGGCAGAAGUAUGGACAAUGGGAAAGAAGGAGAGGAUACUGGAUGUGACAGAAAUGAGGAUUGUUGGUGAAGAUAAAUGUGAAUUUAAUUUGAAGGCAAUAAUUGAGUAA